This is a messenger RNA of Akanthomyces muscarius, 981 nucleotides long. RefSeq lists its product as uncharacterized. The transcript has 4 exons. Gene Ontology annotation, molecular function: ATPase activator activity; protein-folding chaperone binding. The coding region runs from base 1 to 981 and encodes 326 amino acids. Gene Ontology annotation, cellular component: cytosol. Gene Ontology annotation, biological process: protein folding; positive regulation of ATP-dependent activity. The record is from RefSeq and is a predicted model, not a curated record. NCBI's taxonomy places the organism in Eukaryota, Fungi, Ascomycota, Sordariomycetes, Hypocreales, Cordycipitaceae.
AUGGUCCUGCACAACCCUAAUAACUGGCAUUGGGUCAACAAGGAUGUCUCUGCCUGGGCCAAGGAAUGGUUUGAGGAGAACCUCCUGCAGCUGGAAGCCGAGAAUGGAGACGUCAAGGCCAAUAUCAGCAAGAUUCAGUCUAUGGAUGGUGAUGUUGAUGUCAGCCAACGCAAAGGCAAGGUUAUCACCAUCUUCGACGUGAAGCUUGUUCUCGAGUACUCUGGCUCUGCUCCCGAUGCUGACGACGUUUCGGGCACCAUCACCGUACCCGAGAUCGCCCACGAUACCGAGGAAGAUGAGUAUGUUUUCGAUAUUGACGUCUUCGCCGAAUCGAAAGAAAAGCAACCCAUCAGGGAUCUCGUGCGUACGAAGCUAGUCCCCGAGCUCCGUAAGGCGUUCCAAAAGCUUGCCCCUGCUCUCAUCGCCGAGCAUGGUAGAGACAUUCAGCACGCCGCCGGCUCCAACCCUUCCAGUGGCUUCUCCACACCGAAAACGUACAACCCGCCAGGCAGUGAGAACAAGCCUGCAUCCACUGCUGCCUCAAAGACUAGUGCUGGAGGUGUCGUGAAUACCACGACUGUCACCGAUAACGAAGAAUUCCGUACGACUGCCGAGGAGCUGUAUCAGACCUUCAUUGAUCCUCAGCGUAUUGCUGCCUUCACGCGUUCGCCUCCCAAGGUCUUUGACGGCGCCAAGCAGGGCGGCAAGUUUGAGCUCUUUGGCGGAAACGUCUCGGGCGAAUACGUUGAGCUUGAGCAAAACAAGAAGGUUGUCCAGAAAUGGAGACUGGCUCAGUGGCCUGCGUCGCACUUCUCGACGCUGAAGAUUGAGUUUGACCAAAAUGAUGUCGACCAUGUUACCGUCAUGAGAGUUACCUGGGAUGGUGUCCCCGUUGGCCAAGAGGAAGUUACCAAGCGAAACUGGCUUGAGUACUAUGUCAAGAGUAUCAAGACCACUUUUGGUUUCGGUACCAUUCUGUAA